AUGGUUUCGUGGUCUAGUUGGUUAUGGCAUCUGCUUAACACGCAGAACGUCCCCAGUUCGAUCCUGGGCGAAAUCAUUAUUGUAUUCUUUUUUUUGGUUUCCGUAUGA
Messenger RNA from Kuraishia capsulata CBS 1993, 108 nucleotides. RefSeq lists its product as uncharacterized. Lineage: Eukaryota; Fungi; Ascomycota; Pichiomycetes; Pichiales; Pichiaceae. The transcript has a single exon. Bases 1 to 108 code for a protein of 35 amino acids. The record is from RefSeq and is a predicted model, not a curated record.